UCUACUGGUGAAAGGCUUGGCUAUUUUAGACAAAAGGAGUGAAAUCACAGAAAUGGAGAAAGAAUGAUGAGAGUACUGGCGCCAAGUGCAAACCGGUUUAUAAGCUACCCUAAAUAUUCAUUCUCUCUCCUCCAUCACCCUCUUCUUCUUCUUCCUCUGAAAACCCCAUUUCUGUUGAACCCUCCUAAAACCCUACGUUGCAGAGCAACCAUGGCGUCGGAACCCCACUUGCCAAUCCAAGUCAAAGACCAAAUUCAUCUCACUGAGAAGGAGUCUCUCAUUUUCCAACGCCUUAAAGGUGUCCUUCAUCACUUCAAUCUUGACACCCAGCUCCGUGUUGCUGGCGGUUGGGUCCGAGAUAAGCUUCUAGGAAAAGAUUGUUAUGACAUUGAUGUUGCUAUUGAUAACAUGUUGGGUAGAGAAUUUUGUGAAAAGAUCAAUGAGUACCUAUUGAAGACAGGAGAAGAUGUUCAGGGAAUUGGCGUGAUUCAAUGUAACCCUGAUCAAUCCAAACACUUGGAAACUGCAAGGAUGCGCCUUCUUGAUCUUUGGAUUGAUUUUGUAAAUUUAAGGGCUGAAGAUUACUGUGAAAACAGCCGCAUCCCUACCAUGAGAUUUGGCACCCCAGAAGAGGAUGCGUAUAGGAGGGAUUUGACUAUAAACAGCUUGUUCUACAAUAUCAAUUCUGAUUCUGUAGAAGAUUUUACUGGAAGAGGCAUUACAGAUCUGAAGUCAGGAAAAAUAGUCACUCCUCUGCCCCCAAAGGAGACAUUUUUGGAUGACCCAUUGCGUGUUCUUCGAGCUAUCCGCUUUGGUGCAAGGUUUUGUUUUGUGCUAGAUGAGGGACUAAAGGAAGCUGCAGCUUCUGAUGAAGUUAGAGAUGCCAUCAAAGAGAAGAUAAGCAGGGAAAGGAUCGGUCAUGAAGUAGAUCUCAUGAUUGGGGGAAAUGAACCUGUUAAAGCCGUGACCUAUAUCCGUGAUUUGCAAUUAUUUUGGAUUGUUUUUAAUGUUCCUUCAAAUGUCGAGCCUUCACUACCAGAAGAAUGUGAUAGGUUCUGUCUUGCUUUUAUGGAUACAGCACUGAGACUUAUUCAGUCACUGGAAUCUCUUAACUUAAAUGAUGAACAGAGGCGGUUGUGCUUAUAUUCUGCUUUAUUUCUUCCACUAAGGAGCAUGGUGUACAGAGAUAAUAAGAAGAAAAAGGUCCCUGUGGUUGAUUUCAUUUUUCGAAAUUCUCUCAAACUUAAAUCUAAGGAUGCUGAAACAGUUAUAAGUGUACACCGUGCAGCUGAGAAAUUUAUUCCUUUAAUUUCUUGUAUUACGUCUGAAAAGGAUGUGCAACAUGCUGAAGCUCACUGUGGGAAAAUCCUUAUUGAUGUCCCUGAGACACUGAAAUUACGGAUAUUAGCAGGCUUGCUUCUCCGAGAAAUCAAAGACUUUUGGCCAGUUGCAUUGCUUGUAUCCACGUUAUUAUAUCCUAAUGGUGAUUUAUGUGAGUCAUUAGCUGAGGACUUGAAGUUGGAGAAGAAUAGAGCUUUGUUUAAGCAGGUGAAGGAUGUUAUUUUGAAACUAGAUCUGGAAAACAUUUGGGAGGCAAAGCCAUUAGUCAAUGGAAAGGACAUUAUGAGUAUCUUAAACCUCAAAGCUGGACCAAAUGUGAAAGAAUGGCAACAAAAGGUUAUUGAAUGGCAACUUGCCCAUCCUACUGGAACUGCAGAUGAAUGCCAAGAAUGGCUUAGGGAAGCAGGUGCAAAACGUGCAAGGAUGGACGAUAAUGUCUAAGCAAUCGUUUUUUCUGCAUUUUUGAGACAUAGGUGUCUUAUUUAAGAGUAAGUAUGCUUCGCAAUCUUGAAGUACUAACGCUCGGAAUGAUGUAGGAUAACAUUGCUAGACUUGGUGGAGCCUUGCUAUCAGUCUUUCAUCUUUCAUUGUCAACGAUCAUGCAGAGUUGGUCCGCUGAAGUUACAGAGUUUGAGGAGUUUUUCUUUCCCUUUUUUUUUUGACGGGGUGGCUUCGAUGAAAAGAUUUUGUGAUUAACACAAAAAUGAUGCCAAAUUUGUAUGGAUGUUUGUCAUGUAUGUACAGUGCUUUGAAGCUUAAAAUGAUUUAUAGCUAACUGUUUUUUUUGCUA
Chenopodium quinoa (quinoa) is the source of this 2131-nucleotide messenger RNA. Its product is annotated as putative CCA tRNA nucleotidyltransferase 2. The record is from RefSeq and is a predicted model, not a curated record. The transcript has 15 exons. Gene Ontology annotation, molecular function: RNA binding; ATP:3'-cytidine-cytidine-tRNA adenylyltransferase activity. NCBI's taxonomy places the organism in Eukaryota, Viridiplantae, Streptophyta, Magnoliopsida, Caryophyllales, Amaranthaceae. Gene Ontology annotation, biological process: tRNA 3'-terminal CCA addition. The coding region runs from base 64 to 1782 and encodes 572 amino acids.